UCCCAGCUCGGCCCGAAUCACACAGAUACAUUCGUCGAUCCACCACUGUCCAGUGCUUGGCGGUUACGCACGCACGCACACAGAUAGGAUUAUCUUUUACUACACCAACUCACCAAGAUACUAGCAAGCCGAAUCGACAAACAAGCAGCAGGAAGAGGAGGCAUGGCGCUCGCGGAGGGGAACGUCAUCUUCGGCGAGGAGCAGGAGGCGCUGGUGCUCAAGUCGUGGGCCCUCAUGAAGAAGGACUCGGCCGACCUCGGCCUCCGCUUCUUCCUCAAGAUCUUCGAGAUCGCGCCGUCGGCGAAGCAGAUGUUCUCGUUCCUGCGCGACUCCGACGUGCCGCUCGAGAAGAACCCCAAGCUCAAGAACCACGCCAUGUCCGUCUUCGUCAUGACCUGCGAGGCGGCGGCGCAGCUACGGAAGGCCGGGAAGGUCACCGUCAGGGAGACGACGCUCAAGCGGCUGGGCGCCACGCACUUCAAGUACGGCGUCGCCGACGGCCACUUCGAGGUGACGAGGUUCGCGCUGCUGGAGACGAUAAAGGAGGCGCUUCCCGCCGACAUGUGGAGCCUGGAGAUGAAGAACGCCUGGAGCGAGGCUUACAACCAGCUGGUGGCGGCCAUCAAGCAGGAGAUGAAGCCUGCCGCAUGAUGCUGCUGCUGCUACUGAGAUGAAGCCUGCCCGCAUGAUGCUGCUGCUGCUACUCGGCCUCCGCGCUGAGUUCCCCCUACGAUGCACCACCAUCUCCAAAUUCUUCAUCGCUGUUUUUUUUUUUUUGCUGUUUUGACUUGUAUUGUGCAUUUUCCAAAUCUCUCGAUGGAGACAAGUGUGAUGACUAAUUUUUGAGAGCAUGUAUAUAUGUUGUGAUGAGCAUUGAAUAAAGAUGUGAUGUAACUUGCUUGUAGCCA
This is a messenger RNA of Panicum virgatum (switchgrass), 908 nucleotides long. RefSeq names its product non-symbiotic hemoglobin. The transcript is spliced from 4 exons. The record is from RefSeq and is a predicted model, not a curated record. NCBI's taxonomy places the organism in Eukaryota, Viridiplantae, Streptophyta, Magnoliopsida, Poales, Poaceae. Bases 163 to 651 code for a protein of 162 amino acids. Gene Ontology annotation, molecular function: oxygen binding; heme binding.